AUGGAUUUAGAACAUGAGGCCGUAGAGCUGGAUUCCUCUUGUAACUCCCCCUGCGAUGAAGCAGUUAAUUGCUUAGACGUUCAGAUCCAGGACCCAGAGAUGGACCCCGGACUUGUUUUUGUUCCCAGUGGGAAUCAUCUGAUGUCUGGUCUGCUGGGUCUGAAUGUGGUGCUGCUGGGAGCGGCCCUGGUGGCCGGAGAGGCUUUCAACCCAGAGGGCCUGAAGCACCAGGAGCCCCAUGUGUUCAUGCUGCUGCUGAUGGGGGUCAGUUUGGUUUGGAUGCUGUGGUACCUGCUGUGGGCCAGGAAACAGCCUGGAAUCUGCCCACAUAAAGACCACCACGCUGGGGGGGUCACCACCACCUUGGUCCUCAUACUUUUCGCUGUAUUCAGUCUUCUGCUGUAUAUCUGCAGAAUUGGGUACUUGGUCAGUAUAAUGGAGUGUCAGCCGGCGGCUGAAGUGCUCUCUCCAUUCAUGGAGGCUCCUUUUCUCGCACUGCAGGCUUAUUUACUGUGGUCUCACUCCAAAGACUGCAUUCAUAAACACAAGUUAAUCACCAGGUCUGGCCUCAUGGUGAUCCUGGCAACCGACCUGCUGCUCUGGCUCAACGCUGUGACGGAGGAUACCAUCCACGAGGAGAUCGAGUUAGAAAAACAAGACAUGCUUGAUGCCAGCAACACAAACUCAACUGAAGCAGACGUCUCUGAUUUAGCAGGAUUUGCCAAUACGACCUUCUGCCAGUGCAAUGCGACUGCAGUCUGCCUCGGCUUCAGGAAAGGCUACGAAAUCCUUCAUCCCUUCAACAUGGAGUUCUACCUGAUGGCGGGCUGCAUGAUCUAUGUGAUGUGGAAGAACGUGGGCCGCAGGAUGAGUUCAGAUCACCACCACGUUACUCAGAAGCUGACCCUUAGUGUUGUCUACAAAGGGGGGGUCAUAUAUGGCCUUGUGUUUGGCUCCCUGGUCCUCGGAGCAGGAGUGUCAGUCUUUGUUCUGUACCAGGUUUGGGUGAGCCGGCGGCAGCUUCGCCUCACCGCCUUCCUCAUAUUUUACGGCUACCAUUUAGCCGUCAUGCCCAUCAUGUCUCUCUGCUCCCUGGCUGGGAUGGUGGUAUACAGGCUGGAGAGGAGAGCCAACGAAGCGGGACACAACCCCACUCGUAGCCUGGAUGUGAGCCUCCUGGUCGCAGCAGCUCUGGGCCAGCUCGCUCUGUCCUACUUCUCCAUAGUGGCUGCCCUGGCCUUGGAGAGCCGCGGGACUCUGGGGGACCUCGACCUGUCCUACUCCCUCCUCAGCCUGCUGGAGCUCAUCCUCCAGAACAUCUUCAUCAUCGAGGGCCUUCACAGGCACCCGAAGCUCAAGAAGAAAGAGAAGCAGCUGAGCAGCAUAUUCAAGUUUAAGAAAAAGGUUGCUGAGGAGAGGAAGAUGGAUAUUUCAAUGCUGGACAAGUCAAAUGCUGUUGAUGAGAAAACAUCCUGGACUAAAAGAGCGAUACAAGAAAUCUGUGCUUUCCUCGUCCUUUCUAACGUCAUGCUGUGGAUCAUCCCUGCGUUUGGAAUCCACCCCCAGUUUGAAAAUGGCAUCGGGAAAGAGUUUUUUGGCUUCUCUGCUUGGUUUAUUCUGGUAAACCUGGGUCAGCCGCUCAGCGUUUUUUACAGGAUGCACUCCGUGGGCGCUUUAAUAGAGCUGCUCAUCUCUGCAUGACGAGCAGUGGUGGUCCAACAUGACAAUGUGACCACAUGACAUAUUUGGUUUUAAAACACCAUCAUUUAUAAAUUAUUUUUAAUCCCAAUUAAAGGAAAUUUUAACAGCCAACAGUAAUAUUUGACAACAGUGUGCUGCCAGCGACAUGCACAAAGACAGUGGUGUGAUAGAACUUUAGUGGACGACGGAAAUUGGAAUCCAAAAAGUGUAAAAUGUCAAUAUGUUCAGCAGA
Micropterus dolomieu (smallmouth bass) is the source of this 1933-nucleotide messenger RNA. Its product is annotated as proton channel OTOP3-like. The record is from RefSeq and is a predicted model, not a curated record. Gene Ontology annotation, molecular function: proton channel activity. The transcript is spliced from 7 exons. NCBI's taxonomy places the organism in Eukaryota, Metazoa, Chordata, Actinopteri, Centrarchiformes, Centrarchidae. Gene Ontology annotation, biological process: proton transmembrane transport. Gene Ontology annotation, cellular component: membrane. The coding region runs from base 1 to 1701 and encodes 566 amino acids.